Messenger RNA from Colletotrichum destructivum, 997 nucleotides. Its product is annotated as Putative short-chain dehydrogenase/reductase SDR, NAD(P)-binding domain superfamily. Lineage: Eukaryota; Fungi; Ascomycota; Sordariomycetes; Glomerellales; Glomerellaceae. Gene Ontology annotation, molecular function: oxidoreductase activity. The record is from RefSeq and is a predicted model, not a curated record. Bases 208 to 945 code for a protein of 245 amino acids. The transcript has a single exon.
GGUCAGAGUCGCGAAACUAAAAGGCAGAAGGAUCCGCUUCACGUCAUGUGAUGCGGACGACAUCAAUCUGGUUUCAAUUAUCUCGCUUGAAUAAUUAGAAUCUCAAGUUUCUCACUAUUUACACGUGAAACGACACUACACCGUGGGGAAGCCCCAUUUCCCGCAGAGAGUCAAACAGAGUAUCCAAGAACACCGGCCGAGAGAAAGAUGUCUAGAGAGUCCACAGAUCCAACGAUCGCUCUCGUGACUGGGGCAAAUCAGGGCAUUGGCUACGAAAUAGUCAAACAAUUGGCUUCGCAACAUCCAGACUAUCACAUACUUAUGACAGGGCGGCGGCAAGACGCCAUUACAAAAGCAGCUUCAGAACUCCAAGCAGCCGGGAUGAAUGUCGAGCCCCUUGUACUCGAUAUCACCUCUGACAACAGCAUCAAAUCAGCCGUUGAUAUAGUUCAAGCCAAGUUUGGUCACCUCGAUGUCCUCAUCAACAACGCCGCUAUCCUCUUAGGCAGACCGGAGGACUCAAUCAGACAGAGACUCACCACUGUCUUCGACACCAACGUUUUUGGGACGAUCGCCGUCACUGAAGCCUUCAUACCGCUUCUUCGCAAUUCUACCAAGGUCAAACGCAUUGUCUUCGUCAGUUCCGGGCUUGGAAGUCUCGCCAUCAGGGCAGACCUGAGCCUGCAAGCAAAGGAUUACAUCGAGUACGGCUCGAGCAAAGCGGCGCUCAACCACGCCGCGCUGACCUUAGCCACAAGACAUAGAGAAAAUGAUUCUUGGAAAUUCAAUAUCUGCUGCCCUGGCCACUGUGCCACCAGCAUGACUGGGUAUAACGCACCAAAUGAGGCUGCACUAGGGGCAGUCCGAGCAGUUCAAUUGGCGACUUUGGGGCCUGAUGGAGUCAAUGCGACGUUUUCUAGUCGAAAUGGGCCGCUCCCAUGGUAAACGUACGAGCAGUGGAGUAAAUAGGGCGAGAUACCGUAUAAUAUCUGCCCAC